ACAGCCGUAAUUUAUCAGCCACUAUCAGCUAUUUUAUUGAUGUUCUGAGACAUUUUACUAAACAUGUUUUACUACCCCACAGUUUUAAAGCAUCACACUGGAUGUUUUUCUACAAUCUGGCUGGUUGCUACAAAAGGUAUCAGAGUUACUCGCCGGGAUUUCCUAAAAGUGAACGUCAAAAGCACGUGUGAUGACAUCAUGAACUAUGUGCUGGAGCGGGUCCCGCCACCUCGACCUGGUCUGCCACGACCUCGCUUCUCCCUCUACCUGUCCUCCCAGCUCCAGUACGGCAUCAUCGUUGUCUACCAUCGCCAGUGUGCUAUUCUCCUGGAGGAACUUCACACCAUUGUGGGCCAGCUGGUGAAACAGAGGACAUCCCAGAAAAUUGAUAUGGAGGACCACAGCAGACAAUCUCUGGUCUUCCCGGAUGCUCUGUCUCUCCUGGAGGAGACAGAAGGAGCUCCGGACCCUUUAUUCGGAGUGAUGCACAUGCAGCAUGCUAUACCCAGUCCCAGUACACUGAUACAGAUGGGUGAGGAGUAUCUGAGAGGAGCCUCUCCUGAGCAUCCUGAGCUGACCAGCCCAACUGCGGAUGUAGCAUUAGAAACCAGCAUAACUGCAUCUCCAGACACCAUCACUCUGAGAGAGAUGGAACCGGUUGCCAUCCCCAUUACAGAGUUUGAGGGUGUGGAGCUUGUCGAUCAGCAUCCAGAUACUAUUGACUUCCUCUUGGCCCAAACAGAUCACUUCCCAGAAGGAGAUUUGGAGAUACCAAGAGAAGAAGUGACACCGGGAGAGCAAGAGAGGGAGAUGGAAAGGGAAGGAAGAGAGGGAGACUUUGAGAAAGAGAAAGCGAAAGAGCUCACAGGAUCCACUCCUGAAUUACAGCCCACCACUCUCUCCAGUGAAGAUGCCAUAGUGUUGCCUCAGGAAGAGCCUGGUCUGUCAGUGGAGAGGCACCCCCCAGACUCCACCCCACCCCAACCCAUCUCUAUGCCCAUCCUUCCCUCGCCACCGUCUGCAGCAAGGGGACGUGAAAGACCAAGCCUAGAGUUAGAGGACAUCCCCCCUCCAGAGGUGGAGAGGAGGAAGAGAAAGAGGCAGCUGAUCUUCUUCGACCCGGAGACGCAGCUCUCCGAGGAGGAGCUGCAGCAGCAGAUUGAAAACACUCUGACUGAGACCAGACGUGCACCUCUCCCACUGCCUUCCUCUCACAGGAGUCGAUCUGCUGCUGAUCUUCUCAACAACCCCUGCACCGUCUUGCCUGAAGAGGUAGAGUUUCUAUGGAGACAGGCUGCGACUAUCACGCCUGUCUCCGGCUCGGACCUGCAGUUCGGGGAGAGAGGUACCGAGUCCACCGACUCUGAAAUGGAAAGAGAGCAGGAGAUGGUCGGAGUGGCCGAAACAGAGGAGGAGAGACCUGAGCUCAGCCCCAAAGAGGUCCAUAGAGAUCUGGCCGAACCAGAGAUGUUUGAUAUUUCAGGCCUGGGUGGUACACUGACGCUGGAGGCCUCUGACCAAAAGGAAGUAUCUCGAGAGAUCUCGCCUAUGUACACAUCGGAGAGAGAAGGGUCCACUGUCUCCAGGUCUGUUUCCAUACUGCAGGAUGUCCCAGAGGUGCUGGACGAGUUUCUGCAGAGAACAGCAGCAGAGUUUCCUGGGUUGCUGCCGGAGUUGGCUGAGCAUGAAUUGGCACCUGUGCUUUUUCAGUCUCUUCUGCCGCCAGAGGUCGACCGCAGAACUGUCAGCAACAUUUUUCAGAGGCUCCUGGAGACUUUAUCGGCCAGGAAGGUGCGUGUGGAGCAGGAAGAGCCUUAUGGCGACAUCUUGAUAUUACCUGGACCCAAUUACGAAGAGGUGCAUCUGCCUUUGUGACGAGUAUGCGGGUUAUUCGAGACAUUUUAUGUGUUCAAAAUUCUGGAUUCAAGCAAUAUAAUACAUUCAAAAAAGUCAUAAAAGUAGAAGGUUUCAUAAGCGAUCAUUUCCUAGGAUUCGUUAUUUGUGUAUCUUGUUUACAUGUUUGAAAUUAUUUAAGUUUUUAAAACAUUUUACCUGCUGUUUUUAUGUAAUUAAGCAUGGUUUUGCAUCAUUGUUCCCUGUUGCUAACAUGACCAAUAGUCUGUCUCAACUUCAUGACC
Molecule: messenger RNA, 2138 nt
Organism: Xiphias gladius (swordfish)
Lineage: Eukaryota; Metazoa; Chordata; Actinopteri; Istiophoriformes; Xiphiidae
Product: meiotic recombination protein REC8 homolog
Exons: 17
Coding region: 64-1875 (603 amino acids)
Biological process (GO): replication-born double-strand break repair via sister chromatid exchange; mitotic sister chromatid cohesion; synaptonemal complex assembly
Cellular component (GO): cohesin complex; synaptonemal complex
Molecular function (GO): chromatin binding; protein binding
Source: RefSeq, a predicted model, not a curated record